Messenger RNA from Argiope bruennichi, 2696 nucleotides. Its product is annotated as dehydrogenase/reductase SDR family member 9-like. The record is from RefSeq and is a predicted model, not a curated record. Gene Ontology annotation, molecular function: oxidoreductase activity. The coding region runs from base 51 to 1115 and encodes 354 amino acids. NCBI's taxonomy places the organism in Eukaryota, Metazoa, Arthropoda, Arachnida, Araneae, Araneidae. The transcript has 5 exons.
CAGGUUUUUUUUUCUCCCGGUCAAUAGAAUUGACUUGCUCAGUUUCAAAAAUGUCUCAGGUUCCUCUUGUACAAUACGCCUGGAGGCUUAUUUAUUUCCCAGCAGCGGCUUUAUUUUUUUCAUCAGCUGCUCUAAUAUCAAUAAUUGUUGAUUUAAUUAAAAAGCUAAUUUUGAAAAAUAAAGUCCUACCUCACGGUAGAGCUGUCUUCGUUACAGGUUGCGACUCUGGAUUCGGAAACGCACUUGCCAAACGUCUAGAUUCGAAGGGAUUUCACGUAUUCGCAACAUGUUUAUUCCCCACCGGUCCUGGGGCUACAGAACUGAAAGCAAGUUGCUCUAAUCGUCUGCAUGUGUUGUACAUGGACGUUACAAAAGACGAGAGCGUGGAAAAAGCUUUGGAAUACGUGAAAGCAUAUCUUGGGUCCUCCGAAUUAUGGGCCAUUGUCAACAAUGCCGGAAUUUUCAAAGGAUUUUCUAUGGAGAUGUCUACGCUGGACGAUUUUAAAGAUGUGUUCGAUGUCAACCUGAUGGGGGUGGUGAGAGUCACCAAAGCAUUUCUCCCCCUUCUCAAGAAAUCAAAGGGAAGGAUUGUGAACGUUACGAGCCUUGGCGGAAAAAUUCCUUUCCCUUUUUUAGCAGCCUACUCAUCUAGUAAAUAUGCUGCGGUUGGUCUCACGGACUGUUUGAGGCAUGAAGUCGGUAUGCAAGGGAUUACUGUGGUGUCCAUUGAACCAGAAUUUUUUUACACCCCAAUGCUAUAUGUAAGUGCUCUAGGGCAGCUGAAUUCGAUGGGAAGCCAAGGCAGUUCAUUUGAAGAUGACCACGACGACUUCAAAAAAUCAUUCAAAGAUCUUUCCAACGUCGCCACUUCUUUUGCAUGUCUUGACACAAGCAUUGUUGUUGAUGACUUGGAAGCAGCAGUCAGUUUAGUACACCCAGAUCAUACCUAUAAGCCAAGAAGGCAUGCACUCCUUCGCUUCUCAUGUUUCUGUUACGAAAAGAUGCCAAUAAGUUUUCAAAUCUUAUCAAUUAAAAGCAUCCUUUUUAUUUUCUUCUCAGAAUCUAAAACACUUAAAAAUAUAGUGAUGAAAAUAUUAUCUAUAAAACGAAAAUAAUCUGUUCAGAGGAUAAACUAUUAUUAUGUUAGAAACAAAAACAAACAAUUUUUUUUUUCGUAAUAUUUUUAACAGAGCAAGAAUAAGACAUUUAGGGACUCAGAAAUGCAAAUCUCCAGUCCCCCUUUUCUCCUUUCAGCUUCUAAACCCAGGCAUUUUUCAGUUGAUUUUAAUUCCAGUGUCAAUAUAAGCAGUCUUAAGUAACAAAUGUUUAUAUACUGAUAUAAGAAAAUAUUUAUGUUCAGGGAAUUUUAAAAUUUGAUUUUAAGUUUCGCUAAUAAAGAACUCAAAUGAAAUUUUAAACACGUUAAUAAAAAUAAUAAAAAAAACAUUUUUUACAUGAUCUGUAAUUUAUUUAAGCAUAUAACAGGACUUUUUGCAAUUAUAAAGCGUGUUAUCUUUAAAGAAUUAUAAAAUUUCGGAAAAGAAAAUUUGUAAGAAGUAUGUAAUUAAGAUUAGUAUUCGAAUUAUGUUACAAACUUUUAAUGAAAAAUUAAAGCGAUUAUAUUUUAAUUUUAUUUCAACAUGUUCUAGUGUAUGGCCCUAGUAUAUUAAGUGAAAACACUAAAUUAAAUUAUUUGAAAAACAUUACAAAAAAUCUAGACACAUCGGGAACCAAGAACAUAGGGAGCUGCCUACUUUGCCUAUUUAUUAAGUUGACACUACUUUUUAAAUGGAAAUUAUUAAUAUGCAACUUUCAUUUUCUCUAUUUUUUUUUCUCAAAAUCUAAAAUAUUUAAAAACUUUGUGAUACAACUCUAUAUACUAAGUAGUAAUAAAAUUUAAUAAAAAAACAUCAAUUAUUUCAAGAAAAGAAUAUUUAAUGGCGCAAUGCAAUUGUUUUUCCUACUAAUGAAUUAAAAGCAUCUGUCAUGGUGACUUAUAAUCAGCUGCAUUUUAUUUUUGAAACAUCUCCAAUACAAUGCUUACAAAAAGUAGCGGUUAUUUAAAAAUACAUAUGCAGUUAUAUUAUAACAAUUGCUUUUUUUUAUUAUACAAGAGCAACUGAAAAGCAAAAAAAAAAAAAAAAAAAAAACUGAAAGAAAAUUGUGCAACUAUUCAAGGGUGAUACGAACUCAAUUAUCGGGAUUGAAUGGCAAUUGACCAUAGUGGCGGUAGCAAACAGAAGUAUUUCCAACUGGACAACAUUGGUAAAUAUCGAUUGUUCAGUAGGAAGGAUCAUUAAAGAUUGCCAAAACAUAUUGACAACAAUGACAUAUGGAUAGGAUUAGACUGUCCUGCAGUUCUUGUACGAUCUUAUACCAGUUCUUGCACCAUAGCAACUUACGGCACAAAAAGAGUUGUGGAAGGCAUUGAACAGUUUCCAGGUGUCUUCCUAGUGUGUAAUCGAACUGACUUGUGAUUUACUUUUCUGAUUUACAAGUUUAAUCUGAAGGAAUCGAGUGCUUCAUUCAUUUAUCUCUUCACAUUGAAUCUGAAUAUCCUCUCAUUUGUGUGAGCGGAGGACUUUACAAUGAUUCUUUGCCAUAUUCUGUGAUAUGUACUUGUUAAUAUAGGAAUUCAAAAACUUGAUUUCAUUACAUAGUGGCAGUGAAUGCUUCAACAAUUUUCAAAUUGUAUA